GCUGGGCGGCCGCCCCGGAGUAAGCGCGGGCGCGGGGCCGCCGCGGCGGGAUGGGGCGGCUCGGGGCCCGCCGCCUCUUCCUGCUCGCCGCCUGCCUGGGGCUCUGCGGGGCGCGCGGGGCGCUCGGAGCAUCUUUUUAUGGUGAAAGUUAUGUGGAGCUCAACAUCAUAGAAGUUUCCUCUGAGUUAUCUCUUCAAUUAAAAUUUCAAACCAGCAAACCACGGGGAUUACUUUUUCUUGCAGCGGGGAAAAAUGACUACUGUAUUAUAGAACUUCUAUCAGGAAACUUACGGGUGAGGGUGAAUUUGGGUGCAGGUAAACAAGUGCUCCUUUCCGAGGAAAGACUUCGUACAGAUGACCUGGUUUGGCAUUUAGUGGAACUGUACUAUGUUAAAAACAAUGUCUCUCUGGUUAUUGACAAACAUUAUGAGACAACGGGCCAUAUCACCGGUGAGGUGCACAAUUUGCACUUUCAACACGGAAUCUACAUAGCAGGCCACGGUGGGCUUGAUGUCCCUUACCUGAAUGGAGAGCUCCCCAAUUUCCGCGGAUGUAUGGAGGAUGUGCUAUUUAACCAGGAGGAGAUCCUGGCAUCCCUUAGAUCUUACCCUGGCUUUAAGAAGGUUUAUGAAGUGUCACUAGGAUGCAGUGACGAAUUUUUUGCAGGAGAGGAUGAAGCCAUCAAUUUCUUCAGCUCCAGAUCCUACGUCGCCUUCCCAGAAUGGAAGGUGCCAGGGGAAGGGCUAUUGGAAUUUGCUUUACAGACUGGAACUCAACAAGCCUUACUUUUAUUUCAGUCAGGUAGAGAAGGAAAUUUCGUUGCUUUGGAAAUAGUUAACGGUCUAUUGAGGGCUCAUGUAGGAUGGAGCAAAAGCAACACCCAGCUCUCUUCGUUUAGCUUAGUUAGUGACAACAAGUGGCACGUUAUUCAACUGAAGUUCACUGGAAGUUAUCUGGCCCUGAUGGUGGAUGAGCAAGGGGUAAGGACAUUGCUGCCUUUGCAAAGCAAGCCAUUGGUAUCUGAAGGCCCCCUCUUUGUGGGAGGUCUUAAUGCCCGUAAGGGAGAAGAAGUUAAGAAGUUAGGAUUUGCCUCUGUGCCUAAGAAAUCCGCUCGAGGAGUUUCUUUCAAAGGAUGCUUAAGAGGCUUGGAAGCCAACUCAGAAAAGAGAGCAUUGAAGGAUGCCCUUGUUUCCAAAGACAUAGCUGCUGGGUGUAAAACGAGGAGUAGUGAUAAUGAAAAUCCUUUCAUAACGACAAUGGAAAACCUGCUUCAGUCAGAAGUUCCCCUUUCCACCACCGUCGUCGAGGCAGGCAAGCCUUUUUUUCAAGAUGCGCGUAGCUAUUCCCUGAGUCUGAGUAACUUGGAGAUCCAAGAAGGUGGGCGAGCCUUACUGGAACAAAGGCAUAUGAAAGUGGAUGUGGAAUCUGAAGAUUUGGCUGUCCAUCAUUCUCAAAUUCUAUUUAAAAUAGAGGAAAUGCCCCUUCACGGGUUCUUUCAAUUAGAUGUUUCCCCUGUUCAGGAAAUGGAGAAAGCUUUCACGAUGUUAGAUUUGAGGCAAGGGAAAGUUUGGUAUGUCCACGAUGGUUCAGAAGAACCUAGGGAUUUUUUCACAUUUUCAGUCUCUUCCAACAGCAAGCAGAAGAUGCCAUUUUAUCUGCAAGGCCAUGUUCCAUAUGUGUUCAACAUCACUGUCAUUCCAGUAAAUGACCCCCCGCACCUUAAGCUCCCCGAAGGAAACUUGCUUCUCUUGUUUGAGAAUUCUAAGAAACGACUGACUCCAAAUAUAAUACACGUGUCAGACCCUGACACAGAUUCCUUGAGUCUUAGUUUCUCCAUUCUUGGCAACUUCAAUUCAGAUGCUGGGUUUUUAGAAAACACCAAUGAUCCUGGGAAAGCGAUUAAUGGUUUUACACACGGGGAUUUAAGAGAUGGCAACAUUUUCUACGUGCACAGAGGUCCUCGGAACUCCCGGAUCCUUCUGAGAGCAAGUGAUGGAGAGCUGGUUAGCAAUACAGUAGUGUUACGGGUCAUGGCUGUUCCUUGGGGCUUUGAAGUGGCCAUUAGAACCGGUGUCGUUGUCCAGCAGGGUGGCACAGUUCUGAUUACACAGAGUAACUUGUCGGUGGAGGUUAAUGGUGAACCCCACGAGAUGGAAACCCGCUAUGCUAUCACUCAGCCACCCCAAUUUGGCCAGAUUCAGCGGCAGGGGUCAAGUGGCGAAUGGAAACAAGUUAGUACCUUUUCUCAGCAUUCCAUUGAUCGGGGUCAGGUCCGGUACCAUAGUGCAUUUCGAGAAUUACAGCUAGGAAAUGUUACAGAUCACUUUAAAUUUAAAGUUAACAUAGAAGGAAAAGUCAGCGAGGAGCUAAUGUUUCCGAUUACCAUACGGUGGCUAAGGUUUACACUUCUCAAAAAUGUUCCUCUUAAGGUCAGUAAAAUAAACAGACAAGUAUUGAAUUCUGAUCAUUUGCAGGCUGUGACAGAGGGUGUGGACAUAGCUCAGAAGGAACUGCAUUUUAAGUUGCUGACCCCACCUAAGAAAGGAAAAUUGCUACUUGGCAAUAAAGUGCUAAAAACAAACUCAGUCUUCAGCCAACAAAACAUUACAGACUCUAAGAUAAGUUACGAGCCAAAGGAGAGGCCCAGGGAAGACACACAAGAUACCUUUAGGUUCUUGAUUGUUGCGAAGCACAUAGCAUCAAAAGAUUAUACUUUCAGAAUAAACUUCGAAGCAGAUAAGACACGCGUUACUGUGACUAACAGAGGAUUAUUUGUCAAAGAAGGAGAAGGGAAAUUAAUUACAAAAUCAGAAUUAUUUGCUCAAACACUGGACAAUCAGACCUUCCAAUAUAAAAUCACCCAGAGUCCUCAACACGGGAAGCUGAAACUGAUUAACUUGUCAGAUCCUUUGAGAAGUCAUGACAAUAUCACCGCAUUCACUGAUCAAGACCUAGUGGGCGAGCGACUGAUGUAUGUCCACGAUGAUUCUGAGACCCAGUGUGAUGAAUUCCUCCUUGUGGCCUCUGCCAUAGCACCAGGCCAAGACGGAGUGGUCAGGGAUCUUGACACAGAGCAUUUAUCUACAGAAAUCAAAGUUACCAUUUCUGUAGGGUUAAAGAAUGAUGAGAAGCCAGUGCGCGUGGUAGAUAGGGUCUUUCAUGUUGUGAGAAAUGGCCAGCGCCUGCUGACCCUGGCAGAUCUCUGUUACCAUGACCCCGACUCAGAUUUUGAUGAUGGGCAGUUGCUCUAUACCCGGCGGGGCAUCCCAAAUGGGGACUUGGUGACAGCCAGUGACCUCUCUCAGAAACUAUACCAGUUCAGGCAACGUGACCUUCAGGAAGGGCGAGUGCUCUUUAGGCAUCGGGGUGCAGACUCUGCUCGCUUUGUGCUGUUCGUGACGGAUGGUGUCCAUUACACGUCCUUCCUUCUAGAAGUCAGUGCCUCAGACCCUUAUGUCCAGAUAGCCAACAACACGGGGUUGCUUGUACAGAGAGGAGAGGGCAGCAGCCUCACAGCAGCUAACCUCAGUGUCACCACGAACCAAGAUAUCAGAACGGACCACGAGAUCGAAUUCCACAUGGUACAGCCCCCGAAGCAUGGCCGAGUGCUGGUCAACCACUCAGUGUCCCGCUCAUUUUCCCUGCACGACGUGAAACAAGGCCAUGUGUUUUAUAGGCAUGACGGCAGAGGCAAUUCUGAUAUGUUCAACCUGACAGUGAGAGUUAAAGAGGUGUAUGUAGACGUAGGCAUCUAUGUGCACGUGUACUCUGAAAGCCACCAACAUGGCACCCGAAUUCUGCUCCAGACCCUUGUUGUUGAAGAAGGAAAACCAGUAAAACUGAGUAGAGGAAGACUGCAGGCUGUGCAUGAAGAUAAUAUUCCUGCAGAGGCAACGUUCAUCGUCAGAAUUCCGCCGAUGCACGGAUACCUCCGAAAAUCUUUACCUGAAGAAGGCAGCUUGGGUGCAGAUGAAAAGUCCCCUCUGAUUUUUACACAACAGGAUAUUGAUGAUGGCAAUAUCCAUUAUGUACAGAUAGCUCCUGAGCAACAACAGGACCAUUUUUUACUGGAUGUGGUGAGUGGUAUCCAAGCUGUGAAUGGAAUUGAAAUUUUGGUGGAUAUCGUCCCUAAGCGGAUUCCUCUGGAGGUACAAAAUUUCACAGUCCAGGAAGGUGGUUCCAAAGCACUUCUGGAAGACUAUCUCAAAAUUCCAAGCAAAUAUUUUGAGAGAGUUGACUGUGAAUUUGUUCUGCUCAAACCACCACAACACGGUUAUGUUGAAAAUUCUAAUUUUCCAAGAAUAAAGCUAAUGAAGUUUACCAGGAAACAGGUGGAAAAUGAAGCGAUUUACUAUGUGCAUGAUGAUAGUGAGGAGCUUCUUGACAAUUUCACCAUCUUUGCAAAUAGCUCAGAGCUUGGAAAACAGAGUUUGCCCCAAACUCUUUUUGUAACUGUGGAAUCAGUAAAUGAUGAGGCUCCAAUAAUAACAGCCAACAACAUCCUUCAGGUAUGGGCGAAUUCUGUCACCGAGAUUACCAGUGAGGACCUCUGUGCGGAAGAUGAGGACUCCUCCCCACAGGACCUCAUCUACUGGGUCAGUCCACCCAGCAACGGGCAUUUGGCUCUCAAGUCCUUUCCUGGCCAAAGCAUCCAGAACUUCACCCAGGCUCAAAUUAACAAGGGCCUGGUAGUGUUUGUACACACUGGAGCCAUGUCAGGAGGCUUUAACUUUCAGGUUACUGAUGGUUUGAACUUUGCACCGCGACAAAUAUUUAGCAUCACCGCUCGAGCCCUGACCAUCAGCUUAGAAGUAAACCGAGGAUUGAGCAUCUUUCCAGGGACGCAAGUGAGCCUUGCUCAGUCGGCUUCUCCACUAGCCACUGAAGGAUGUUGGUCUCUGCUGCUGUGUGAAGGUUCCACGAAACCCCUUUCAUCCGGUGACCUGAGAGCUGUGACCAAUGAUGCGGACAGCACAGGAAACAGAACUGUAACUUUUACGGUUAUAAGUUCCCCUAGACUUGGGAGGUUGGUGCGAGUAAAUUCCGACAACAGCACAGAGGAUGUUUCCGUGUUUACGCAGACUCUGGUCAGUGAACGACUGAUAUUAUAUCAGCAUGUGGAUCGUGAGAACACUGGCUGGACUGCAGAAGACUCUUUCACAUUCACGACAUCCUCCCCACCAGCAGCUCUAGGCCCUGAGGAGUUUCGUAUUACUAUAUCGUAUGAAAUUACUGAACCUGGUCGGCAUAGUCGUCUGCUUGCAAAUACAGGAGCUGCCGUCAAGGAGGGAGACAAAGUUCUCAUUGGCCAAUCUAAUUUAGAUGCUUCCAACCUCUUACUGAAAUUACCCAAAUCACAGCGAUCUUCCUAUGAGAUCUGGUUCCAGGUUAUAUCUCUUCCUCACCAUGGAACCCUUAUGGUUGGAGAGAGGAAUAUUACCAAAGUAAAACCCAAUUUCUCCCAGUAUAUAGUUAAUAAAUUUGGAAUCAUAUACCUUCACGAUGACUCUGAAUCACUGGCUGAUAAUUUUACCUUUGCCGUUUGGCCAAAUCAAAAGAGCAAGUCUGCCACCAAGCCAAAGGCUGACUUCCUUGAAGAGAUGUUUAACAUCACCAUCUCUCCUGUUAAUGACCAGGCACCAGCAUUAAAGACAAAGGGGCUUCGGUUGAAAGUUCUACAGGGCAACAGGUUAGUUGUGGGACCUGAAAAUCUGAGAGUGGAAGAUCUAGACAGUCCUCCAGAGGAGAUCAGAUAUAUGAUCAUCCGUAAUCCUAAUAAUGGCUUUUUGGCACUGGCUCACCAUCCAGACAUACCUGUUCACCAUUUCACACAGGCCGACAUUGACAACUCUAGGGUUUUAUUCAUUCAAGAUGGAAGCCCAUCCUCAGGCGUGUUUUACUUUAGUGUGACCGAUGGUCAACACCACCCACUCUAUAAGCUCUUCCACCUGGAUGUCAUCCCCAUCUCCAUCACCCUUGUGAACCUCACUGACCUACUUCUCCCACAAGGCCAGACAAUAGUUCCUAUCACCAAUACUCAUCUGUCAGCAAUGACCAAUGGGAGAAGCCCCCAAAUCACUUACAAGAUGACAUGGCCGCUCCAACAUGGGCAUCUGCUCAUUGAAAACCAGGUGGUCAUCAGCUUUGGGCAGGAGGAUCUACAUUCAGGAAGACUCUCUUACCAUAUGACAAAUCUCACUGCCUCUGGGGACCAGCUACAUUUCUCACUGUUUACACCAGAAAGCAACCUUACAGGACAAACACUGAGCAUCAGAGUGCAGCCUCUACUGCGGGUUAUGUCAAACUUGACCAUUGCCAACAGAGUGGUUUAUCAGCUGAGAAGAAAGGACCUUGAUGCUACUGAGCUUGCUAAUAGGACUAAGAGUGAUCCCCAAUUUGAAGUGACAGAACCCCCUGUCCAUGGAAGACUUGUACGAAGAGUGGGCCGAGGCGCUGAAAUGGAAAACGCUACUCUAUUCACUCAGAGGGACAUUGACCAAGGAUUGUUAAUGCUGAAUCCACAUGCCAACUUAACAGGCAUCAAUAUGGUGAAUGACUCCUUCACUUUCCUGCUCAGGGCAGACCAUGUACAGCCAGCAAUAGGUUAUCUCCCCUUCACCAUAGUGCCACCUGACCCCUUACUCUUGCAAACAUUUAUCCCUGAUGUUUCUUUACUAGUCACUUCCAAUAACCUUGUGACUUCAGAUUUCUCUCAGGAAAAGCUUGUGGUUUCCUCAGGACCCACAGUACAGGCAGAAACUUUAGGGAAGCUGACUCAGGCCAGGCAGCAGCAAGCAGAUCCCUGGGGACGACACCAUGGUCAAGAGCCUACAAUGGACAGCAGAGCCUCUCUAACUGGGAUCAUUUGGCCACCAAACACCACUGACGCCAGUCCUCAGGCACCCACCCAACCCAGGGAGAGCAGUUAUCCUGUGAUAGUCAUUGUACCCUCGGCUGUGGUGGUCUUCCUGCUGAUAGUAACUGCCGUGACCUUGUGUAUCCAGAUGCUGGGCCGGAGGGCAGAAAAGGCAAAACCUGUCAUCAAGCCCCUGACCAAUCUGGAAACUACAACCCCAAGUCCUAGGCCAGAAAGGAGCAUAGCUGUUCCCACUGUCACAGUGACACCCCUUCUAAAAAGCUCCAGCAGUCCUCCAGUCAGUCUUUGCAGGGACCUGCUAAGUGGGCAAAUGGCUUCUCCAGCUACUGAGCCAGUGGAGAAAUGUGCUCCUUGGGAGACAUGGAUGAAUCUGGAUCCUGACAUGGUCAAGCUCUGCCGACAAACCAACCCAACACUGAAGCACAACCAGUAUUGGGUGUAGACUGAGGGCUCUUGUUCCUGAGUGACCGCCUGCUGUACUGGGAUAGGUACUGGGAUCCAAAGGCAAAGGAAUGCUGGGUGAAUCAACUGAGAAAAGCUUGGCCGUGACAGUCACUCAGUGCUCAGUUAUCGUCCCGUGGUUAGAUGUUGGCAAGUGUUUAUUGUAACGCGUACAACACUCUUCUGAUGGGCUCUCCACAAUGAGCUUUGUAUGCUCUCUUCUGGACCUGACUCUGAGUAUAAGGUUGUGUCAGUAUUUAAGCCCUUUACCAAAGUGCUACCAAACAUGCUGGCCUAACUGGGAACAGCAGUAUUAACUUGGGUGCUAGAGUUAAUGGAGGAAGCCUUUGCAUAUUUUUCACUGAGGAUUCACUCUCUCUGAGUGAGUCAGCAAGGAAAUGCAGGAACUGUUUCAGCAAGUAGAAAAGGUAAUUUAGCAAAUCAGCAAGUUUGUUUCUAGUGUAUUUCUAUAAUGUAUUUUCUUCCUUGGAGCCUGUAGGUUUGACUUCUUGUGCAGGAAAUGCCUUGGUGCUCUGGAUAGUAGGACAGCUUGACUCCCUUUGAAGUAUUCACUGAGCAUAUUGUGUUUCAUCGAGAAGAUUUAUCUAUUCUGACUUGUAAAACCAAGUCUGUAGUACAAAUAUGAUUUGAAGCCCUAAAGAAUAGAAAAGGCUGUUAAACGCAUUUGUGAUGACUCGAUUUGGCUUAACAUCACGAUGAAUUGAAAUAAUGGCAAAUUUGUACCUGACUUGUCUGGUUGAGCCUACCAUUGGCUCAACUGAUUCAAACCUGUUUUGAUAACUCUAAAAUGAAGAUAUCAGUACUUGUAUUAGUUAUGAAUGCUUUAGGUUGCAAAUCACAGGACAUUAGCUAUGAGUCGUUUAGAUUGGAGAUGGCAAACUUUAUU
Messenger RNA from Prionailurus viverrinus (fishing cat), 8225 nucleotides. Its product is annotated as chondroitin sulfate proteoglycan 4-like. Lineage: Eukaryota; Metazoa; Chordata; Mammalia; Carnivora; Felidae. The record is from RefSeq and is a predicted model, not a curated record. Bases 51 to 7319 code for a protein of 2422 amino acids. The transcript has 11 exons.